AUGGAUCUCAGGACUGUUACCAUCCUCCUCAGCCUAUGCGAGAUACUUCUUGCCGUCCCCAUUCAAGGUUCCCAAAAGGAUAAACGCCAGGGUUUCGAAGACGCGUUUGAUUUCGGUGAUCUGGCGAAUACAGGUGCCUUUUCCAGUAGCACGAAUCCAUUUGGCUCAAUAUCGUCUGGCGCCACCACGGGCUCAAACAACGCAGGCGUGCUUAACGGUCUUCAAGGCCUGAUUUCGCCCACCGGGAACCCGUCGUCCACUCAGAAUGCCUCUCCAAGCGGCGCGAAUCCGUUUGGGGCGUUGUUCUCUGGCAUCAUUCCGUCCACGAGCGGCUCAGGCUCCCCAACUGGCACUGGGAAUAUGAUUUUGCCAACUGGAACUUUCUCCUCUGGCUCUCAAACUGGUGAUGACGAAACGAACCAAGGACUGUCUGGUUUUGGCGACCUAUCCCUGGGUGGAGAGGGUGGUCAAGACGCCGAUGAGGGUAACAGCCCAGAAGGCGAGAGUGAUGCUUGA
Molecule: messenger RNA, 516 nt
Organism: Aspergillus thermomutatus
Lineage: Eukaryota; Fungi; Ascomycota; Eurotiomycetes; Eurotiales; Aspergillaceae
Exons: 1
Coding region: 1-516 (171 amino acids)
Source: RefSeq, a predicted model, not a curated record